AUGAGUGGCAAUUAUAGUUAAGCUUAGAAAUAACUCUUCCUAUCCAUUUUAUUCACAUUAGCAGCUCUAUCAACUAAUGUAAAAGGUGACUGUCCAGCGGCAACACCGCCAGUUCUUAAAGUUCCUCAUGGUCAAUACUAAUUGAAUGCAACUAUUUACUAUUAGCAAAAUGGAGGAGAUAUUCAACCAUUAAUCCCCUAAGAUAAUGCAAGUCUUGUUUCUAUAUUUAGCGUUAGCGAAGAUAUUGUUGGGUAGGAAAUAAUAUUGGGAGUAGCUUAUAUCCAAUUGGAGGGUGGUUACAAUGCUAAUUUAGCCGGAAUUAAAGUUGAUUUUGGGGAACUAUAAGGAGACGGAUAUAUCAAUGAUUAUAUUCCUGGGAUUGAUUGCUGCCGCUUCAAUAAAUCUUAAGGCCACAUUCCUAAAGAUCAAAAUUAUUCUUACUACAAAGAGCAAAUUUUUAACAAUUCUGUGUUUUCUGAGAUUAAGUAAGUUCCUGCGUCAGAUUAUCUCAAUGAUUCUACUUGCUACUUUGUUUUUAACGCAUCUUUUUUCAUUGAAUUGGUGAAAACUGAUAUCAAAUUUUAUGUAGAUAAAGAAGGAGACUUGAAAUAUAUUUUGUUAGAAAAUGAAGAUGGAGUAGGAAAGAUUUUCUAUAUCAAAGUUUUAUCAGAAGGUUUUUUUUAAGCAUAAUAUGAUCCAGACUAAUUUAAGCCAUCUAAAAAACCGAAAUGCUAAAGAAAAUAAUGUGAUCUAAUAUGGAGAUCUCAUACUUUUUCAAAAGGGGAUUCUUUCAAGCUUUAAACUGAAAUUAUAUAAUGA
This is a messenger RNA of Stylonychia lemnae, 819 nucleotides long. Lineage: Eukaryota; Ciliophora; Spirotrichea; Sporadotrichida; Oxytrichidae. The record is from the annotation of a GenBank genome assembly.